Messenger RNA from Laccaria bicolor S238N-H82, 513 nucleotides. RefSeq lists its product as uncharacterized. The record is from RefSeq and is a predicted model, not a curated record. The transcript is spliced from 7 exons. NCBI's taxonomy places the organism in Eukaryota, Fungi, Basidiomycota, Agaricomycetes, Agaricales, Hydnangiaceae. The annotation marks the transcript as partial. Gene Ontology annotation, molecular function: calcium ion binding.
CUGUGGAACUGGUUCACGAGCGUCGAUACCGAUCGAUCUGGGUCUAUCACGGCGCCUGAGCUGGAGAGGGCGCUGAUCAAUGGCGAUUGGACGCCGUUUGAUCUGGAUACGGUAAAGUUGUUGAUGAGUAUCUUUGAUGUGGAUCGGAGUGGGACUAUCACUUUCAAUGAGUUUGCUGGUCUCUGGAAAUACAUCAAAGACUGGCAAAACGUCUUUAGGCAUUUCGACCGAGACCGCUCAGGCUCCAUCGACGGCCCCGAGCUGCGCGACGCGCUCGCUCAAUUCGGGUACAACCUCUCUCCACAACUCCUCGACCUCGUUCAAAGGAAAUACGCGAACCAAACGGCUGUUCAUGGUGGCCCACCCCCUGGAAUAUCGUUCGACCGUUUCGUGCGCGCAUGUGUUGUUGUUAAGCAGUUGAGUGAGGCGUUCCAGAAGAUUGACACGGAUAGGGAUGGGUGGAUUCAGAUCAACUAUGAUCAGUUCAUGCAGACGGUUUUGACCUUGCCUUGA